AGAGGAACCAGGCAGGCCCCGGAGUAAAUGAAUGUGCCGCCCUACAUAAUUGCGCAAUUAGAAAAAGCGAAUGACGUUAUUCGGCGUCAGUCCGCCGAGUUAGACAGACUACGCUCUAGCGACGUUCAAGUAGAAAACAUUGCUUUGCGAACUCAGCUUAUGGAGAUUGCUCAAGAAUACAGAUUGCAUCGAGAACGAAUACUCGAUCAGGAGGUGCUCCUGUCGGAAUUGAAUCAUGAAGUAAAAAGCUUAGCACGCGAUAAAGACAUCUUGCAAGAGCGAUGCAUCGAACUGGAAAGAAAGUAUAAAAAAGCGAAAGCGGCAAGCAAGGAAUUUGAAAAGUUAAUUGAUUUGGCUGAACCCUGUUCGUCAGGAAAUUCUCCAUCUUUACUCGAGCGAUCUCGCAAGAAGCACACUUCACCGUCAAAGAAACUAGAAGAUGAGUGUAGAGAUACUGUCCAGAUGUGCUUGGAGAACAAGCAGAUAGAGAUCGAAGAUCUUCGUGCUAGACUUGAAAAAGAAAUUAAUAUAUCGAAAUCCUUGCAUGAAGAUCUAGACCUGAGUCGGAAACUAGUCCUAGAGAGAGAUGAGCAAUUGAAUGAAUUGAGUAUUAAAUUACGAGAUGCGGAACUCAAAUGUCAACAGACUGAAGACCAUUUGUCUCGUACCUCCACGGAUCUCGCUCUUGAACGAGCUCGUUGCGAUGAUCUCACACUUUCUUUGCAAGAAAGUGAAACUUUGCUAACACAGACUAGAUCAGACUGUCUUUCUUAUGCUUUGGAAAAUCAACGACUGGUUGAAGAGGCACGAGUAGCCAACCAACAACUCGUGUCUUACCGAGCAAAACUUGAUGCGCAAGGAGCUGAUCUCAUUGCAACAAAGAAAACGCUUCGGGCUCUUCAACGGGAAAACGGAUUCACGGUGCCUCAAAAUACGGGUGUAAAUGAUGACAGAACACAAUAA
Cylicocyclus nassatus is the source of this 963-nucleotide messenger RNA. The record is from the annotation of a GenBank genome assembly. NCBI's taxonomy places the organism in Eukaryota, Metazoa, Nematoda, Chromadorea, Rhabditida, Strongylidae.